CCUCCCUGCUGAACCGAGGAGAGAGGAGUCGCCUGAAAGCAACACGAUGAGCGCAGUAGCCAGCGGCAGUGAUGGGAUGUGUCACAUGACCGUGCUGGGAUCAGCUACACUCACUGUGCGUAUCCUCGUCUGCAGAUGUGACAGUGUGAGCUCAGUCAGUCAGGAGACCUCCUCCUCCUCCUCCUCCUCCUCCUCCUCCUCAGGCAGCGCACGAUGAUCCAAACCAUCAGCCUCUCGAACGACUCCAAACUGUGCAUGCGGAUUAAAUAACGCCGUCAGCUCCUGAGAGAAGAGCCGAGAGGUGUCUUUGUGCAGCAGGUCUGUUCAUCAGCUCCACUCGCAUCGCGGGCUCUGCCUGUUCUGGUCUGAGGGUGGGUGGGGUGGCGGGGGAUUACCCCUCAGUGUUCAACCAGCAGCUCACCUGCAGAGACCAAACAAAACCAUGCGCUCCCGGACUGCGCUCCCGCGGUUUACCUCCCUCCUGUAUCUCCUUACCCUCCCCCUUGUCUUCUCCUCCUCCUUUUCCCGACCCCAGUGGGUUCUCCAGCGUGUCCCUGUGGUCCUCCCACAGCAGACGGAGGUUCGACCAACCCCUCGCUUCCUGUCUCCGGCCCGCUUGGAUGUCAGCUCGCCCUGUGACCCUGAAUGCCACAAGAAAGCCCCUCGCCCGAGCUACUGGGACCUGCGGCAUUUCCUGGCCUAUGAGACACUUAACUCUGACGGCCAGCUCACCGAGACCGCCAUUGGGAUCUACGGCUACAACCCCACUUCAAACACCAGUCCGGCUUCCUCCUCGGGGUCGUCUGGGCGGGCUGAGCGGCCACACGUCAGGAGAAAGCGCCAGAUCUUUGGCCACGAUGGGCGUUUCAGCAUUGCCGGACAGGACUUUCUGCUUAAAUAUCCGUUCUCAGUGUCCGUGAAACUGUCCACUGGGUGUUCCGGUACGCUGGUGGGGGACCGUCAUGUUCUCACAGCAGCUCAUUGCGUUCACGACGGUAAAAACUAUGUGAAAGGAGCCCAGAAGCUUCGGGUUGGGUUUCUAAAACCCAAGCAACGAGAAACACAGUCGCCCUCCAUUUACCUUCGCUCAAACUUCACCAGCCACGUUAAGGGUGGCCCUGCUCCUUACGCCCCGCCAAAUAACGACAAAAUGAAGUUCCAGUGGAUCAGAGCCAGGCGCACCCACGUCCCCAAGGGAUGGAUUAAAGGGAACGCUAAUGACAUUGGGAUGGACUAUGACUAUGCGCUGCUUGAACUCAAGAAACCCCACAAACGCCGCCACAUGAAGUUAGGAGUGAGUCCCCCGGCUCAGAGGCUGCCCGGGCGACGGGUCCACUUCUCGGGAUUCGACAACGACCGCCCGGGCCAGCUGGUGUAUCGGUUCUGUCGGGCCGGAGAGGAGACGUCAGACCUGCUGUACCAGCACUGUGACGCACAGCCCGGUGCCAGCGGCUCAGGAGUCUACGCCCGGAUGUGGGAUGGCCGGCGCCAGCGCUGGGAGAGGAAGGUGAUAGGUGUGUUUUCUGGGCAUCAGUGGGUGGAGCGACAAGGGGCGUCUCAGGAAUUUAACGUAGCAGUGAGAAUCACCCCUCUCAAAUAUGCUCAGAUCUGCUACUGGAUAAAAGGAAACUUUGUGGACUGCCGAGAGGGAUGAGGAAGAGGUGGAGACUGAGGACGAGACACCACAGUCCUACAUCAUCAUCAAACAUCAUACUGAUAUAUUGGGGCCACAAGAAUCUUCAUUUCACACCACUACACAAGGCACUGAUGUAACUAGAGCUGCAACUAAUUUUUACUUCGAUUAUUUCUCGAUUCAUCGAUUAGUUGUUCGGUCUAUACAAAAAUGCAAAUAAGAAAGGUAAAAAUGUCUGUCAGUGUUUCCUCAAAUGUCUUGUUUUGUCCACAACCCAAAGAUAUUCAGUUUACUGUCAUAGAGGAGGAAAGGAAACAGACACUAUUCACAUUAAGGAAGCUGGAAUCUGAUCAUUUAGACAUUUUCUUAAAAAAUACAAACAAACACUGAAAUGGAUUUAAAAAUUCAUCAAAAUAGCUGGCGAUUACUACAACAACAACAACAGUUGAGAACUAAUCGAUGAAUUAUUGCAGCUUUAGAUAUCCAAUAUAAAAGCUUUGUUGCCACUAUCAGUGAAGUAAAAAUGCAGACAGAUUCAAUAAUGACACUAAAUUAAGUUUGUUUCAUUUAGUUUUGCAUCUUCACUCACAUUUCAAAAGUAUGAAAAGGCGACACUGGUGUUGGCUGGGGAGACGCCAUGUGGUUUGACGGAACAGAAGCAGGUUUAUCUGCUGCUUGGGACAUUUAUCUGGAUAAUAAUGUUAUCCGGAAGAUCAUCAGACCUGGAACGUGGACUUAUGAAGAUGUUUUGGAACAAGGGGCCCCUCAGAUAACAAGGAGCAGGAUGGUUCAAACUGUUUCACUAUAGCCUUUUUAUCGUGCUCAUACUAAAGAUUGCACUGUUAAAACUCUUGAAGUUUUUCUACUGAAACUGAUUAUUUGUGUGGAUGAAUGUACAAGUCAGCUACCAAAGGUGCCAACAGUUGAUCAUGUAUCUCCUGUCACUGGACACACUACUUAUCUAAAACCAUCGUGUACUCUGCCCGCUAAAUCAGCAGUGUUUUGGAGAGAAAGAUACUAAAUGUUUGCAGAUGACUCUUGCCACAGCUGCAGAUAACUUGUCAUAGGAAGCACAUGCUGUUGAAUGUUGUACUUUAAUGCUUAGCUCCCCCUGGUGGCAAAGAUCAAACAUUACAGGUAUCCUCAGUGAACAUUAAGCAGACUUAGAAUAGGCCUACAAUAAGCACUUUUUACUUCCUCCUCAUUUAACAUUUGUGAAAAUGCAUCAUUUGUGUUUUAGAAACAGACGCCUGCGGUGAUUUCAUGAAAUAUAUGCUUUGAAAUAAG
Acanthopagrus latus (yellowfin seabream) is the source of this 2920-nucleotide messenger RNA. RefSeq names its product serine protease 23-like. The record is from RefSeq and is a predicted model, not a curated record. NCBI's taxonomy places the organism in Eukaryota, Metazoa, Chordata, Actinopteri, Spariformes, Sparidae. The coding region runs from base 443 to 1654 and encodes 403 amino acids. Gene Ontology annotation, biological process: proteolysis. Gene Ontology annotation, molecular function: serine-type endopeptidase activity. The transcript has 2 exons.